Drosophila albomicans is the source of this 2053-nucleotide messenger RNA. It is a transcript of the gene hdm, whose product is annotated as protein hold'em. Gene Ontology annotation, molecular function: single-stranded DNA binding; single-stranded DNA 3'-5' DNA exonuclease activity. The transcript is spliced from 3 exons. NCBI's taxonomy places the organism in Eukaryota, Metazoa, Arthropoda, Insecta, Diptera, Drosophilidae. The record is from RefSeq and is a predicted model, not a curated record. The coding region runs from base 327 to 1808 and encodes 493 amino acids. Gene Ontology annotation, biological process: resolution of meiotic recombination intermediates.
UGGACACACUUGAGCUUGAACUUGAAGUUUGGCCACUCUAUUUGCAUAUGGCGGUUUUCAGCGAUACUUCUAACGGUCGGUGUCGCAAUUUUUAUUAGUGUUUUUUAUUUACCUAUAAAAUGACUGAACAAGUGAUCUAUACCAAUUGGGAAAUUCUAUAUAUAAAUUCCACUUCUACUUGUGUUUUUGAUCCCAUGUGGAAUAUGUUUAUUUGUCAACCAAUAACCAUUUACACCACGAUUCGUUAUCAGUGUGUGCACGUUGAUUUUUAACGAUCUUCAAAAUAACAUUUUAGCCAUUUCCGGUGCAAAUUUCUAAGUCUUAACAUGUCUGCAUCGAAGUAUAAAACAACAAAACAUCUCCAUCUGAUCGAUAUGCACCCUACUAUGACCAAUUUCUCCACCGUUGCCCUCAUCAUUGCGAAAUCCGAGCCGCACAUCUUCCUCGACAAGCUGAGCAGCGAAAAGCGUGGCGUGAUUAAUUUCACGUUGCGUGACACGAAGCGUCACAUUGCCAACUGCAAGUGCUGGGGCUCCGAAGUCAGCGUGCACGAGUACAAUGCAAUGCUACAAAUGGGCGACGUAGUCGACAUCGUCAGGGCUAAGGUGAUGGCCAUAACACCACCAUCGCUGCCGUCACACAACGGAUUCACUGAGAAUCGCUAUCAACCACGCGGCACACUGUCGUGUGCACUUGUUGUCAACGAAGGACACGGCUAUUUGGUGAAACACAGCAGCGACGAUCAGGCAACACUGCAAGCAUUGCUCCAACUUUGCGGGCAAUCGCACAAAGCACUGAGCACAGCUCUCAAACUCCGGGAUGUGCGUUGCGUGGUGCCUGGUGGUGAACAGCGUCCGGCUGCGUUUGUUGAUCUGUUCGUGGCAGUGGCCACGAUGCCGCCGGUGCGUGAACUCAAACGCAAGCAGCCACGCAAUGGCAGCACACUGUUGCAGUGCCUUGAACUGGUGGUCAUCGAUACCAGCUGUGCGUCGGGCAUGAUGUUGACGCUAUGGCACACGAAUUGGAUACGUCGUGCUCAGCGCUGGCAAGCGGGCAAAACGUUGUUGCAUCUUAUUGAUGUGCGUGUCGCGCAUUCGCAGUUUCAUGGCUGUUCGGUGCUUAGUCAUGCCAGCUGCACGCUCAUCUACGAGAACCCAGAACCAAGAAGUCCAGAGGCUCAAGCGUUGCUUGCUUUUGCGGCCAAAACACCGCUGGGCAGCUUUGAGUUGUGUGCGCAAAGCGAUGUGGAGAAUUUGCCGCCAGCUGCAGAGAUCCAAACUCAGAUGACAGUUCGACAGAUUUAUGCGCGUGCCGAGGGCGAACUGCAGGAUGCAACCAGUGAACACUUUACGGCCGUACUCUAUGCCAUGGUCAGCAAAUUCGAUAUCGAUGGCUUGGGCACGAGCAUCAACAAGAAAUGCAAAUCAUGUCGUCGUCUCAUUCCAAGCAAUCGCAAUGAAUGCGACAAUGAGCAUUGCCAGCUAGAGUUCUCAUUGGAAUAUAGCGGAGCACGUGCCGAGCAGUUCUUUAACAUCAAUAUUCACUUGUCGGAUCACACGGGCACGCUGGUGGAGACGCGUCUUAGUGGCGGCGUUGCCAAUCAAUUGCUGGGUCUCAAUGCAGAUGCCUUUGAGGUGCUGUCGGAUCGCAAAAAGACCGAGCUUAAGUGGCGCUUUCUGUUAAAACACUUUGAGGUGAAGCUACUGAUAAAAAAGCCAACACCUGUGCGCAAGAAUCUUGCAAUCAUUGUCGUGGACAUGGAGCUAAUAGAGCUAGAACAGAUCAUAGAGAAGUUAGCUGCAUUCUAAAAAAAAACAAGAAGAAAACUAUUUAGAGACUUAGGAUUUGUGGUGUAAGUAGUCAUAGGUUUACUUUAGUCGUUUACUUAAGUAUGAGAGUAGUCAUUAGUAGAGGUCACAGAAUGUGAAGUUUCCCAGCUUUAACUUUGUUUAAUUUAGGAUUUGUGUAAGUUAAAGUUGAAGGUUUACUUAUAAUAUUUUACUUAAAUAUGAAAGUAGUCUUUACUAGAGAAGAAGAUAAGCUUUCCAGCAUU